GUCUACAUGACAUUCAACAAUCCAAGUGUCAUCCGUUAUCCUUGGUUCAAUGGAGUUGCCUUUAGAACAAGGAAUGCUAAUGGCGUCAUCAUGCAGAUCUUGCUUAAUUCAGGAGAUGUCACCAUUCAGGUCAGUCACAUGUCACCAUUCAGUUCAGUCACCAUUCAUAUCAGUCAAAUCACCAUUCAGUUCAGUCACCAUUCAGAUCAGUCACAUCAACAUUCAGUUCAGUCACUAUUCAGGUCAGUCACAUGUCACCAUUCAGGUCAGUCACAUGUCACCAUUCAGGUCAGUCACAUGUCACCAUUCAGGUCAGUCACAUCACCAUUCAGUUCAGCCACCAUUCAGGUCAGUCACAUGUCACCAUUCAGUUCAGUCACCAUUCAGGUCAGUCACAUCACCAUUCAGUUCAGUCACCAUUCAGGUCAGUCACAUGUCACCAUUCAGGUCAGUCACACGUCACCAUUCAGGUCAGUCACAUGUCACAAUUUUGGUUAGUCACAUUUCAUAAGGAUACUUAAACAUUAUUACUAAUGACAAACAGAAAUAUUUUUUCCUGUUGUUCUUUCAAAAACUUCUAUGGCACUGUUGCAUACAAUUUUUAAAAAUCUAUACAUGAGAUCUUGUUGUAACAACAAAAACUUUAAGUGCUAACAUCCUUUGACUAAUUCGGGAUUAAAUAAUUUCUUAACAAUGUUUAAAAAUUAUACAAAUAUGUAAUUAAGUUUUUUUUCCCUCAUAGACAUUGAAUUGUAAUACCCAUUAGUUAUUAAAAGUCAUCAGAGCUAUAAUUGAUGAUUUCAGAUUGUUGAUGGUAUUAUACGAUAGAGCUACUUGACUAUUGUCCUUAUACUGGACAAAGUUCGUGUGGAUGAUGGACAGUGGCACUAUUAUGAAGUCAGGUGGUUUGAAAAAGGUGCCAUUGACUUGUUCUUGGAUUACGAACAGUAUAAGUGGGUGAGUUUAAAAAACUAAGUGUAGUGAAAACAUGAGAUAUUUCCAUAACAGUAUAAGUGGGUGAGUUUAAAACUUAGUGUAGUGAAAACAUGAGAUAUUUCCAUAAAUAGUAAGUUUUAACGCUAUGUGUUGGAAAAAAAAAAGAGACAUAUUCAUGACCUGCUUAGUUUACAAGUUAGUUUACAACCAAAUAAAAAAAUGAACAAAUUUUUGUACAUAAAUGAACAUAUUUUUGUACAAAGAAGCAUAGUUUGGAAGUAUCUUUCCAUUAAUAUUUGUAAGCAUCUAUCUUUACUAAAGUUUGCUGAUUGAAAGUAAUUUGUUUAUAAAAAACAGUUUGAAUUGAACAUAGACUAGAUAUUGAUUGAACCUUGUACCAGACCAGGAGGGACUUCAUGGAUUAUUUUUAAUUUUCUGAAAAUUAAAUUGUUUGUAGGUAUAUUUUUUUUAAAUCGCUCGUCUUGUUUGUGGAGCAAAUCAUCGGAAGCAAACAGCAUAGUUAAAAUGGCUGUUGUGAAACAAUUUCAGAAAUUUCAAAAUGUCACAACUUCAAUUAUGGGUAAAGAUGUCACUCUGAUAUACGUGGGAGCGUCCAGAGACGGCAACAAACCGAUGGCCAAUUUCUUGACUGGAUGUUUUAAGGUAGGACGUCUUGGUGGACUUGCCGUUAAUGAUUGAGUCUCUCAUGCGGUGCUUGUGGCUUGUAUUUUUACAAGGAGUGGGUUUGUCUUGUUUGUUUUUUACUAUUUAUAGAAGCUCUUUAUUUUUGUAAUGUAGUGUCAAUGAAUGGAAUCUAAGAUGAUCUGUGCAUGUAUGGAUAUAAAAGGAUAGCUGCAAAGUUAUUUUUUAAAUUUCAUUUUGCUAGAUAUUAAAGGAAGCAUAUGUAUAUAUAUGUUCAAAUUUGAUGAACGCUAAAGAAGGGACCUUAUAUAUAUAUAUAAUAUAGGAAGCUAACACAAAUGCAUGUAACUGCAUAUUGUAACAUACAUAUGUCGAUGUUUCAUUUAGGGUAUUAAAAAAAAAACACCUGCAUUUUAGUACUAAGUAGAAAUUUCAGUACUUCGUAGCUGGUAUGAUGGUGGUCUCAGGGUGGGCAACUCUGCGCAGUCUUUUCUCCAGAAUCCUAUAGAACCUACUGUUGACCAAGGCUGCACGGGGAGCCCUGUGUGUACUUCUAGUGUGUGUGGUGUUGGUCAGUGUGUUGAUGAGUGGAACAAUCACAGCUGUCUGUGCCCUGCAGGUCAGUCUAAUGUGUGUGGAGUUGGUCAGUCUAAUGUGUGAGGUGUUGAUCAGUAUCUUUACCCUCCAGGAACUUUGUGUACAUGAGUUGCCUCCAGUCAUCAAACAUUGAGUCUAUUGAUCAUACCUGUACUUGAUAUAGUAUUAUUGUGACUAUACACUUGUAUUUUUAGAAACUUUCAUCUUUCAAUUAAAUUGACCAAACAAAAUUGUAUCGUAUUCACAAUACAAAUACACAGCCUAAAAUGCUUUAAAUUUUCUCAGAAAGGUGAAAAGUUCAAACUUUUAGAAAAAUGAGUCUUUUAAUGUAGAUAAUAUUUUUCAAUAUUUUAGGAAACACUGGCCCCCAGUGUCUGGAGAUAUGUACGAAUUUCAACCCCUGUAAAAACUGGGCUGAAUGCAAACAGCCAUUGCAGGGACAAAACACAUACACCUGCGAAUGUGGUAUGCGGCAAAGUGGGAAGUACUGUGAGAAUCAGGCACCUGCGACCUGUCCGGCAGGCUGGUGGGGUAAACCCAUCUGUGGACCUUGUAACUGUAAGGCGGAUAAAGGAUUUGGACAGACAUGUAACAAAGACAAUGGGACAUGUGCCAGUAAGGUGAGAUUAGGUGUGAAUAUCUGGGACAUAAGCCUGUAAGGUGAGAUUAUGUUUGAAUAUCUGGGACAUUUGCAUGUAAGGUGAGAUUAGGUUUGAAUAUCUGGGACAUUUGCAUGUAAGGUGAGAUUAGUUGUGAAUAUCUGGGACAUGUGCCUGUAAAGUGAGAUUAGGUGUGAAUAUCCAAAUAUUAAGAAUUUUAGUCAAGCCAAACUCUAAUUUUCACCUGCCCUGUUAAUGCAUUUCUCUCUAAAUUGUUCAUGUUUUUUAUUCCCAGACACUGCAUUACCUACUUCCCAACAGUGAUACCUGCUAUCCACGUGACUGCUAUAAGCUGGGCUCUAAGGACAUGACUUGUAACCCGGCAACAGGUCAAUGCAACUGUUAUGAAGGGGUCAUAGGUCGCCUGUGUGACACGUGUGACAGCAUAUUUGCUGCUGUGGUCAAGACUACCAAGAAAGUCAAUGACACGGCCUACCAGGAUGUGGUGACUUGUGUUGGUGAGUUCAUACAUUUUUAGUUAUAUACAAUUGUUAUGUGACAGCAUAUUUGCUGCUGUGGUCAAGACUACCAAGAAAGUCAAUGACACGGCCUACCAGGAUGUGGUGACUUGUGUUGGUGAGUUCAUACAUUUUUAGUUAUAUACAAUUGUUGCUGCAUAAUGUUAUGUUAUUGAGCGAAAGGGUUACGCCACUAUAUGAAAUGUUAUUGAGGUUGCGGGCUACACCAUUAAAUAGUGUAUGUUAAUUAGGGUACAGGCUAUGCCAAUAAAUAAUGUAUGUUAUUGAGGGUAAGGGUUACACCAUUAAAUAAUGUAUGCUAUUGUGUGUCUAUGAUUGAUGUAAAAAUAUAUUAAAUUGUUUUUAAUUCUUAAUGUACCAAACUAAUGUUGAGUAAUGCUAUAUGUCGAUCUCAAAUGUAGUCUUACACCUCCCUUAGAUUAUGAAAUAAACUAAACAUUAUGUAUUAAUGUGCACUGAAGAGGUUAAAAUAGUUUUUUGGUUUGUGUGAUGUUUGAUAUGCUUACAUUUCUUUUUUCAUGAACAGUUUUUUAUGAAGAGUGUCCUAGAAAUUAUGCAGGAGGAAUAUGGUGGGACCAGAUCAGGUUUAAUUUGGAAGCCCAACAAGACUGUCCAGAAGGGGCCACUGGUCAGUCAAUAAAUAGCUGAUCAUUAUAACUUGUUUUAAGUUUUUUUCCUUUCAUUUAACUGAACCAAGCUCAGUUUGACAUGAUCAAGUUUGACAUAAUAACAUAAACUUUUCUUUUAACUGUUGUGCUUUUUUAAUAAAUAGCUGAUCAUUAUAACUUGUUUUAAGUUUUUUUCCUUUCAUUUAACUGAACCAAGCUCAGUUUGACAUGAUCAAGUUUGACAUAAUAACAUAAACUUUUCUUUUAACUGUUGUGCUUUUUUUAAUAAAGUUUGAAAACUUAACAAAUGUUUACAUUUGAUAAAUGAUUUAUUGUCCAAAAAAGCUUAAAUAUUUAUUCAAAAAAAAAAAAAAGUGGAAGACACUUUGGAAAUUACUUUAAGCUUUACCUACACAAGUUGACAAUAUUCAAAUUGUACAAUGACCCCCUUAAAACUUAUCAAUUAAUUUUUGGGGAGGAUUGUAUCUAUAGAUCUAAUCCUUUGGACGCCUGUAGUUUAUAAAAUAUUGAUAGCAAUCAUCAAGACUCAAAGCCAAAAACAGCAAAACUUUGUUUCUGUCUUACACAGGCACGGCCAAAAGAAAAUGUACAGAGAAGCAAAGCUGGGCAGAGCCUGACUUGUUCAGUUGUACAAGUAACAGUUACUUAUAACUUAAUGAAACAGUAAGUACAAGUAACAGUUAUUUAAAGCUUAAUGAAACAGUAUGUACAAGAAAUUGUUGUGCAAGUAACAGUUACUUACAGUUUAAUAACACUAAGUACAAGUAAUAGUUGAAAAUGUAACAGUUACUUACAAGUUAAUGAAAUAAUAAACACAUGUAAUACAUUUUGACAUAUUGUUAUCAGAAUUGUGAGUUUGUGAGAGUCAUGAUUGUUGAAUUUCUUUCAUUUUUAGUGAUGAAAAUAAAAAAAGUAUUCUCUGUCUUGACAGGUGAAAGAUUUUGAGUCAGGUAAAAUCAACCCAUACAUUGCAGACUACACCCUCACUCUACUCAAGAAUGUUUCAUACACAACAACCCCCAUCUAUGGUGGGGACAUCAUGAUGGUCUACCGUUUCACUAACGUCACACUCAGCUAUGAGAUCUCUCAGACAGGACUCAGCCUGAUCAGUCAGCAGUAUAGUGACUUUGUUCAGGUAAGGAUGCCUCUAUGACAUUUGAAAUUCUUGAUAUUCAUUUCUUCUCUUUUGUUUGAACAACUAAAACGUGCUUAGAUUUCAGCAUGUUCAAUUUUAAUUAUUGAAACUCAGAUUGCUUACUGAAAACUUGGAAAAAAAAUCUUGAAAAAUUAUACUAAAAAUAUCCUUUCAAAAAUGCUUUAAAAUGUGUUGUACCACUUCACUUAGAUAAUGGCAUGUGUUGUAUCACUUCACUUAGAUAAUGGCAUGUAUACUGUACCACUUUUGCUGUAGGUCUUGACAUCUGAUUAAAGUCUUUAUUGUCUAGGAAUAAAUGGCUGUACACAUGGAAUGUGCAAGAAUUUGUAUGCAUCGCUUGUAAUCAAUAUUCAUUGCUGAGUAUAAUUUCAUGGUUUCCAUAUUUUAAUUUAAUUUCAAUCUACUUAAAAAUCUUGAACCUUCUUUAAUUAAAAUUCAUUUUUCUCUGUCAGAAACUUUUGGUAGUGCUGCGUAACGUGGCAGAUGAAAAGUACUCUCGCUACUGGCAGCAGGUUGGCAAGCUGACAGGAGGCGCCACUCAUCUUAUGAAUUUGUUUGAGAAAUUUGUGGCCAAGACUGUGGAACUGUUACCCCAAGCCCAGUGAGGAACAUUUGAAGCUGUGUCUGAUGAUAUGGGUAAGAUCAUGUGCAUCUUUUUCAAUCAUUUUAACCUUCUAUAGGCAGCAAAGUUUAUGUCAUUAUAUUUUUUAAAGUGAUAAAUUUGAAACACCGUUAGCUGCAGAUAGAAAAUAUGUAAUUUAAAACUUUUGUUUUUAAAAAAUUACAAAUACUGAGCAACCCUAGGAAAAUUAAAAUUGAUCAUUAUUCACCAAAUCUCUGAUUUAUUUAUCAUUUCAGUUCUUGGAGCUGAUUGGUUGAAUCUGCACAAUUUUAGUGGGGCAACAAUACCCAAAUAUGACAACAAUGUGAAAAAGGGCUCAAUAGACAAGGAGGCUUCAGUGACAUUUCCACCAAGUUUGUUCUCACUUCCUGUUACAAGUAAGUAAUUUAUAACUUGAUGUGAGUCACCCCGUUCUCCACCCCCUGCUAGAGGUAUCCAGAAGCCUACUUUGGUUAUAUAAUAUAAUAAUUAUAUGACUCUAUUGUUCCAGGUGUUGGGCAUGCCUCAAGCUUGGAGGUAUCCAAAGCCUACUUUGGUUAUGUAGUGUACAGAGACCUUGGCAAACAUGUCAGCAUGAACACAGAUGACACCAUACGGUAGUUUAAACUUUGAUAUAUUUUACUUUCGUUAUCAGGAUUUUUACAAAUAAAUUCUACGUUUAUUUGUCACAUAAUGUGCUACCACCGUAAAACUUUGAUGGUGAAACUAGUAAUAUUUUGUAAUGGGAUUAGUCUUGCUACAUUAAGGUGACUGACAAAGUCCCCCUCAAACAAUGGCACAACCUUUUGAUCCAUUCUUUUUUAAGUAAUCAAAUAUUUUCAUUAUCUAUAAUUAAUGCAUUGUUGUUCUUGAAAGUUGAAAUCACUUUUAAAUUGAGAUGAACUCUUGCCAAUGUUUCUAAAAGUUAACCUAAGUGAGAGGCUGCAAGCAGCUCAAGACUUUUAAGUUAAUAUAAAAUGACAACUUGCAGUGUAGUUUCUUUUUUUCUUCAAAAAUAUACUGACAUAUGAAGAAUCUCUGUGAGAUAUCUGUGAAUGUUUUUCAAAUCCUAACAUUUUCUUUAACAAAUUAUUAAUUUAUUGGGGAUUGAAAUGAUGUGAUUGUGUAAUUCAUUGUCAGUAUUAUCUUUGUCAGUCGCACAGGCAGACCCAUGACAGUAAAUGGCCCGAUCUUCUCAUUGGUUGUUGCUGACAAGGAG
This is a messenger RNA of Lymnaea stagnalis (great pond snail), 6918 nucleotides long. NCBI's taxonomy places the organism in Eukaryota, Metazoa, Mollusca, Gastropoda, Lymnaeidae. The record is from the annotation of a GenBank genome assembly.